Molecule: messenger RNA, 5242 nt
Organism: Musca domestica (house fly)
Lineage: Eukaryota; Metazoa; Arthropoda; Insecta; Diptera; Muscidae
Gene: Pcif1
Product: mRNA (2'-O-methyladenosine-N(6)-)-methyltransferase
Exons: 5
Coding region: 265-3492 (1075 amino acids)
Cellular component (GO): nucleus
Molecular function (GO): mRNA (2'-O-methyladenosine-N6-)-methyltransferase activity; RNA polymerase II C-terminal domain binding
Source: RefSeq, a predicted model, not a curated record
GACUUCGUACUACUUCGUAUUAUCACUUCGGCAAAGACGGAUGCAAGGAAAUUAUUCUGUGAAAUUUUUCUUUUUCAACAAGAAAUUCACGUAAAUUUUUGUCCUGUUGUUGUUUGUUUAUCAACAACAGCACUCUAGAUGCCUUCGAUAAAUGUUUUUGUUAACAAGUGUUGCGCGUAAAUAAAUAAUAUAUUGAAUUGAAAACAAACGAAAUCGAACGCAUAAAACACGGAUAACAUAUAGCCAGUAGUUGUGUCCGAGAAUAUGGCAGCUAACAAUAAUCUACACAAUCUGCAUAGUAUGCAUCUGCAUGCAACACCCCAACAGACCACUGCUGGCAUGUCGUCCUCCUCCAUGACACCCGGCGUCAUUGGUGGCGGUGUUGGCUGUUUGAUGCCACAAAGUGUUAUUGCUUCAACGGGCACAGUUAGCCCCAUGGUAACACACAUGCCAAAUAUGACACCAGCACAAAAUACCAUUAGUAGUAAUAAUCAAAGCGCCUGGGAUCAGUUGACAGCAUCAACCCACAAUACAACAAUUGCUGCGACCACAACAAAUCUUCAACAUUCAUUACUGGGCAACGCAGGGGGAAUUAUUGGCAGUACAGCUCAGUCCCACAUGACAACUUCAACGAACAUAACAGCUCCCACGGCAGGAGUAGGUAUAAUUGGUGGUACCAGCAACAUAACACCUACCACAUCUACACUAACCUCACUAAUACAACCCGAAACAACAAAUGCCGCGCCGGCUAAUCUUAAUCCAGGAAUUGGAGUUAAUACCAACAACAUUACCGGUGUUGGUAAUAGCAAUAUAAUGACCAGCCUAAUAACGGGAGCCAACUCACCAGCUGGUCCAAGCUGUUCAUCACCCUCGACACCCAUUAAAUCAGGACCCAAUCCAAUGGAACAAAUAAUGGCCCACACUCCCCAAGGUGGACCACCGCCCAUGUACACGGCCGGCGGCGGCUAUGGUGAAGAACUUACCGCCGAGUUGGUUGUCCAAGGUUGGCGUAAAUUUUGGUCGAAACGUGAAAAUCGCCCCUACUACUGGAACAAAAUAACCGGGGAAUCACUUUGGGAAAUGCCUGGUGCAAGACCCUUUGAUCCUCUCACCGAUCCCCUGGGCAUAUCACAUGGUGGUCAAAUGCCACCACAUCCCCAUGGUCAUAUGCAACAACAGCUACCCCCGGGACAUCAUCAGCAACAUCAUAACUUAAAGCGAAGACCCUCAGAUGAUAUGCACAUGCAUGGUGGUCAUGGCCAUCAGCAGCCUCCAAUGAAGAAGUUUGUCUUGGCCGGUCCAUGGGAUCUUGAAGUUUGCACAAAUGCCGUUAUUGUGGAAAGGCCACCCACUUUAUUGCCCCAGCCACAUCCAGAAAUAGAAGCGCUGCGCGCAGCCUAUACCAUGAAAUUGGUGAAAACCUAUGAAGAUCUCUGUAUGCGCAGAGAAAACAUAAAAGCCCCAAAAGACUCCUUUAACCGCUGGCUAAUGGAACGCAAAGUCAUUGAUACGGGAUGUGAUCCUCUGUUGCCGAGCAAUUGUAUACCCGAAAUAUCGCCAUCUAUGUAUCGCGAAAUUAUGACCGACAUUCCCAUUAAAAUUGUCAAACCCAAAUUUACCGGGGAUGCUCGUAAGCAGUUGUCUAGAUAUGCCGAGGCGGCCAAGAACAUCAUCGAAUCGCGUUCAGCACCGGCCGAAUCGAAAAAAGUGGUCAAAUGGAAUGUGGAGGAUACCUUCCAAUGGCUACGGCGCACAGUGGGCGCCAGUUAUGAAGAUUUUCAAGAUCGUCUGGCCCAUCUCCGGAGGCAGUGUGAACCACAUUUGACGGAAACGGUUAAGGGAUCUGUGGAGGCACUGUGUGCCAAAAUAUAUCACCUUUCCGCAGAACAUGCACGCAAGAUACGUGAAAGACAUUUGGCUCUCUUAAAAGAACAUGGUAUCCCCGAACCAACACCACCACCUCCACCACCACAUUUGAAAAAGGUCUGGUGUUAUCCGAUACAGUUUGCGGUGCCCUCGCCACGUAUGCCGGCAAUUGAAUAUGUCCAGGAUCGAGAUCACAUGAUUAUUAAAUAUACGCCCACAACGCUUAAUCAACCCGAUGCUCAAUAUAUAAAUCUAACCCAUUUGCAAAAAUUGGAACAAUUGUAUCGUUACAAUUGUUUCGAUGACAAGAAAUUCGAUUUGUUCAUAGGACGUGUUUGGUGUCUCCUGAAGCGGUAUCAGACAUUUUUGGGCAAUGUUCUGAAUUCAUCGCAGGAAGCUGAACUGACACAGGCCUCAUUGCCCACACCGGUGUUUGAGUGUUUGCAUCGACAUUUCGGUGUGACCUUUGAGUGCUUCGCUUCACCAUUCAAUUCAUAUUUUCGGCAAUAUUGUUCGGCCUUUGCCGAUACCGAUGCCUAUUUUGGCUCAAGAGGGCCCUUUCUGGACUUUAAGCCUGUAUCGGGAUCCUUUCAAGUUAAUCCUCCACAUUGUGAGGAAUUAAUUGAUGCUGCUCUACAGCAUGUGGAUAAAUUGCUUUCAGAGUCUAUGGAACCAUUAAGCUUUAUUAUUUUCUUGCCCGAAUGGAAGAGCAUUGCCAAAUUGGAAGAGAACAUUUAUAAACGCCGUUCAAUGGUGGUUUUGGGUAUGGCCCAUGAAUAUCGUCAUGGCUAUCAGCAUAUUAUACCAAAAACCGAUGUCAGUGUAAAAUGUAUGCAGGGUACCCAGGUGGUGUGGCUGCAAAACAGUGCCGGCCAUGCCCGUUGGGGUCCCAAUGAAAAUCGUGUUGAAGCCUUGCGUGAGGCAUUCCGACCCCAGAGAGAUCGCGAGCGUGAACGUGAACGCCAACAAAAGGCGGAAAAUGCCGCCAAUGCAUCAUCGUCAUCCACAACACAACCCUCAACAUCGUCUCAGGGAUCCUCUAGCAAUAGCAGUUCAUCAUCAGCAUCAUCAUCGUCCGGCCUGGGCCACUCAUCAUCAGCUUCCACAAUGUCUAGUGGUUCAUCGACGCCACAACAUCAACAAAUCUAUACGACAAGCAAUACCACUAUGGGAUUUUCACCCUCACCACACAACACCCUGUCGAACAGUGCGGCAACAACACCCACCUGCAUGGCCUCGCCAUCAGGUGCCUCCACCUCAAGUGGCAUAUCAUCGAUUAGCAGUAGUUAUGGCGGUGGUGCUGGCAUGUCGCCCUCCCACUUAUCACCGCAUACACCACCCUCGAAUUAUCAUGCCUCCGCAUCGCCGGCCUUAAGUUUACAGAGUGAUUGUUCGUCGCCAACAUCUUCGACAUCAUUGUCGCCGGCACCGCUGCUGGAACAUGCCGCCACCACAUCGGCUAAUGUCUCUAUUACGGCAACAGCGGCUGCCACCUCCGUUUCGGGUACAUCAGCAGCAGCGGCUGCUGCCUUUGCCUCACUGGUAAGCGGCAAUUCAAGUUCUGUAGCUCCAGGUGGAGCCAUAACAACUACAGCUGCUCAAUCGGUAAUCAAUUCGGCGGUUUAAAGAUAAGGAAUAGGAGUAAAGGAAAAAUGGAGAUCUAUUUUUUAUUACUAUUUUUUUUUUAUUAAAAAAAACUUCUACUUAAACUAAGAAUAAUGGAGAGAGAGGCAUAAGGAAUAGCAUGACAUAGAAGAGGAGAGGGAGUUUUGAGCCACGAUGUUUUUGAAACGUAGCUAUGAUUUGAUGUAGAUUCUAAACAUCGUUUACUGGGUUUUGAAAUGUCUACAAUUCUCAAUUCUUAAAUGAAAUACAAUUUUUGUUGAAUAUGGAAAUUGUAUCGAAGACAUUUAUGUCAUUUCCUUGAACUGUUUAAUGCAGAUUUUCAAAUAUUUUAUGGAUAUUUCGGUUGAAAUUGGAAAAUUUGUUGAAUAUGGAAAUUGUAUGAAAGACGUUUAUGUCAUUUCCUUGAACUGUUUAAUGCAGAUUUUCAAAUAUUUCAUGAAUAUUUCGGUUGGAAUUGGAAACAACCAGUUACAAACUCAAGAAAGGUUUAUUUUAAAAUGCUGGGUAAAAGUAGUUUCGUUGUUCAUUCUGUCUGAGAAAGAAAAUCAAGACCGAAAACUCAACACCAUUUUUAAUCUUGGAGUGAAAAUAUUUGUUGAUAUUAAAAUAGCUUCCCCCUCUCGCUGUUGUCUGCUUUCCUUUUCCUCCAUUCUUUGUGCUACAACUAAGAAUUUGCCCUAUAUAUGAGAAUAUUUCAUUUUGUAUAUAUUAUUUGUUUAAAAACUAUAUAUUUUUUAGAGAUUUUCUUCUGCUUAGCUAUUUUAAACCAGGAAAGUUUGAGUAAAACUUUAAAAAUCACACAACAUCUAACUUUUACAAAAAAAAAAAUCCACUUUAUAAGAAACAUAAAAACUGAAAUUUCUAAUUUUAAGGCAAAGGUCAAGAGAUGAAAUCAUCAAAGAUUUGUGGCAAUUUUUUUUAAUUAUGAUUUACAAAUUUUUUUAAUAUAGACAUUUAGUUAUUUAUAAGUUAUUAACGUUUUCUUUUUUUUAUAAAACUAAAUUUAAUUUAUUACUACAACAACAACAACAAAAAACACUAUUAAGAUAUACUAAAUGUAUAAGAUUUUUGCAUUGACAUUUCAUCAACAUCAUUAAAAAAACAAACGCUCAUUUCAAUGUACAAAAAACAAAAAGGAAACAGAAACUAAAUUAUAAUAUUGUUAACCUUCAAGCUGACAAAACAACAUCCACAUCAUCUAUCCACAUUAAAAAGAAAAAAAAAAACAAAUUUAGCUAAAACAAAAUCAAGACUAUUAUUCACAUUUUAAAUUUCAAUACGAAUUUUUAGAAAAAUAUCUCUUACAAACAAAAUAAAUAAAUUACAAAUAAAACUAAUUCCAACACACACCACCCCUAAAACUCCCCUACCAACCAAGCAAACACUCUCACACACCCUCCACCCCCCAAAAACAUUUUAUUAGCAAAAUUGUAAAAGUAAUUGGUAUAUAAUAAAUAAAUCUCAAACACACACAAACUAUAUGCGAUAUUUAAACAAAGCUUGUCCAAGGAUUUAAAUAUAGCAAAAAUGUUCUACUUUUAAAAACCGUUUAAUAAUCUACCACCCCACAAAAUAAAAUUAAUUUUAUAAAAAAAAAAAAUCAUUAAUUUUGUUGACAUAUUCAUAUUCAUCCAACCACCAUUUACCACCCCCAAGCCUCAAUGGUCAUAAUUAGAAAAAAUAAUAAAAAAAUCGGAAUAUUACAAAACGAAAUCCUAACUUUUUUUGUUAAACUAUAAAAAUAAUUCAA